GUUGAGAGUUUCCAUGAGGGGCCGUACCUACCUGCGUACAUUCCGCCUAGCACCAACACGAACGUAAGACCUUUGUUGACGAUGAACCCUGAUGCCAUGGUGGCAAGUUGGUACGCUCCCGACCGAGUGACGAUUUGAGGCCCACGGAAAGUCUGAGCUUCGGGAAUGCGAACCAAAUGCGAACGUGAAGCCAUUCACGCGUUGCUCGAGAGGGCUUGCACUCUUGCAUUCCUGCAAGGGUGGGAACCUGGGUGGGAACUCGAGGCCUUCCUGCACCCGGCAGAAGAGCGUCGACAGUCGAUCAUACCCCGCACGCUCGAACCUCAAACCCACUACAAUGGAGUAUCUUAGCAAUAUCAGCAACGCCGGCGCCAACGACGUCUAUCGUCCGUCGCUCUUUGAGCUCGUGGCCCAGGAUAAGAUGCGCGACCUGCUCAAACCGGCGUUGCAGUACAUCCUCGCAGUUUAUGCACAGCGAUAUCCGCGAUAUCUGUUGAGGAUGGCGAAUAGGACGGACGAGCUAUUCGCGCUCCUGAUGGCCGUCGUUGAGAGGUGGUACUUACGCGAGCGAGACGCCUCUUUUGCAGAGCACUUUUACGGCUUGCGCCGCAUAUCCGCCAACUUUAAACAGCGCGCCAAUAAGAAUGUGCCCCGCCUCGAUGCUGCUCAGUGCUGGCGGUCGCUGUUCAUGCUUGUAGGGUUGCCUUACAUCAAAACAAGGCUUGAUGAGGCGUACGAAAAGGUGUCGGGAGGGGCCGGGAGCAGGAUAUUCGGAGAUGUAUUUGCUGAGGAUGGCUUUGAGGCUGUUGCGAGGGAUGAGCCGUGGAAAGCAAGAUGGGAAAAACGGAUCAAGCGAGCGUUUCGCACCGGAUACCCGUUUGCGAAUGCAGGAUAUCAAAUGCUGAUAUUCGUGUACCAGAUUGGGUAUAUGUACGGGAAGACGGAUUACUAUUCGCCAUGGCUGCAUCUGUGCGGGCUGCAAGUGCGCAGAUUGAGCAUGAAGGAUUACCGUGAUCAAGAAGAACGAGACCGGCUUGCCCGGGAGCAAACCAACGCCAUGCUGUCACGAAGCUCUAAAGUCUCCAUGAUGCGUCACAUGCUGGCCAUGUUUCUCACACGCGGCUUGGACCUACUCAAGUACGCUUUGCCCAUGUCUAUCUUCUUCUUCAAGUUUCUGGAAUGGUGGUACUCCUCGGAGUAUCACAAGCAGGUUGGGAAGAAGCCCAUCCCCCCACCUCCAGAAAAGGUCGAGCCGAAUCCGAAAGGCCUGCCCCUUCCCGACGAUCCGACUAUAUGCCCCAUCUGCUCUCAACCGCGGACAAAUCCAACGAUGGUGCCUUCUGGCUAUGUGUAUUGCUAUCCCUGCAUUUUCCGAUGGAUCGAAGAGAAGCAGGAAUGUCCAGUUACGCUGAUGCCAACGAAUAUAGAGCAGUUGCGGAAGAUCUACUCGACAUAGAGUAUUCCAGUUUCGCUCAUUACGCGACACGGCAGGAACAGACAACGGAGCUGGUGCUCGUUGCUGCACUGCAGUCGGAAAGUUAACGACUCGAUCACCAAUACGGCGCAAUGUCCCGACAAUGUCUUGCACGACGUGAUUAGGUGGCAUGCAGUGCCAAUCGGACCGCUUGGCACUCGAACGUCGAAGUGUAUGCGGCUAAUCGAGGUGGGGCACAGCCUCGCAUUUGCUGAUAUAAAAAGCGCGACAACACGAACAUCGGCGCGAGAAUGGCAGAACGGCGUUA
Fimicolochytrium jonesii is the source of this 1742-nucleotide messenger RNA. RefSeq names its product Pex12 amino terminal region-domain-containing protein. The coding region runs from base 338 to 1456 and encodes 372 amino acids. Gene Ontology annotation, molecular function: ubiquitin-protein transferase activity; protein binding; zinc ion binding. The transcript is spliced from 5 exons. Gene Ontology annotation, biological process: protein monoubiquitination; protein import into peroxisome matrix. NCBI's taxonomy places the organism in Eukaryota, Fungi, Chytridiomycota, Chytridiomycetes, Spizellomycetales, Powellomycetaceae. The record is from RefSeq and is a predicted model, not a curated record. Gene Ontology annotation, cellular component: peroxisomal importomer complex; peroxisomal membrane.